CACUUUCCCUGGGAGCGGUAACAUGACCCUAUCUGAGUGAGGGAUUGAUUUCCACCUCAUUAACUUUCCUCUCAAACUUUCACUCUCCAUCCUCCCUCUCCCGCCCCUUGCCUCCCACCUUUCACUGCCAGUUCUUUCUUUUUCUUUCUUUCUUUCUUUCUUUCUUUCUUUCUUUCUUUCUUUCUUUCUUUCACACUCCCCAGCUCCUCCCACCCCCCUGGGCCCCUCCAAUCACUGCCAGCCCCAUCCUUCUGCGAUAGGGCCCUUGGGAAUGUCAAUCAACUCCCUUUGCCACCCCCUCCUUUUAAAAAAUAAUCCUUUCAUUCAAUUGAACUUGGACAAAGUUUUGUAAGAGGGGAAGAAAAAAAAAGAGGCAUGAAAUAGAUGGGAGACCAGGGCUUUCCAGAUCCUCUUAUCUGAUUGUGGAAACAGCACUUAAGAGCCCUUGCCCCCGCGCCACUGCAGCUGAACCUUGGCAGUUUAGGGCACCAACUUUACCCGGCUCGGCUCGCAGUGUGAGAAAGUUUUGCACACCACUGCUCCGACCGGGCGAAGGGGGGAUCGGGUCAUUUUCAUCUCAGGUUCCACCACAGUCCAGCCAUCGUGGACCCCACCUGCGAACUGUCCCUCUUCCUCUGGACUCAAGGUUUCUCCAGUAUUUGAAGUGCACGGGGGAGAAAGACAGAUAAGUGAGCUCAGGAAGCGAAGGGCUAAUAAACACACUAUGGUGUCCCUGGUGGAGAUAAAGGGCAGGAUCUCAAUCACAAAAAUCCCAUGAUGACUUCCGCCACCAAGGUGUACUACAGCCAGACCACCCAGACCGACAGCCGCCCCCUCAUCGGCUCUGGCCUGCGCAAGCGGCGUGUGAUGACCAAGGAUGGCCGGAGCAAUGUGCGGAUGGAGCACAUCGCUGACAAGCGGUUCCUCUAUCUCAAGGACCUGUGGACCACCUUCAUUGACAUGCAGUGGCGCUACAAGCUGUUGCUCUUCUCCGCCACAUUUGCCGGCACCUGGUUCAUCUUCGGGGUGAUCUGGUACCUGGUGGCCUUGAUGCAUGGGGACCUACUGGAGUUCGACCCCCCAGCCAACCACACCCCAUGUGUCAUGCAGGUACACACACUGACUGGAGCAUUCCUCUUCUCCCUGGAGUCCCAGACCACCAUUGGCUAUGGCUUCCGCUACAUCAGCGAGGAAUGCCCUUUGGCCAUUGUACUGCUCAUCAGCCAGCUGGUUCUCACCACCAUCAUGGAGAUCUUCAUCACCGGCACUUUCCUGGCCAAGAUCGCCCGUCCCAAGAAGAGAGCUGAGACCAUCAAGUUCAGCCAGAAUGCGGUGGUAGCCCAACACAAUGGCAAGACCUGCCUGAUGAUCCGGGUGGCCAACAUGCGUAAGAGCCUGCUGAUUGGCUGCCAGGUGACCGGCAAGCUGCUCAACACCUACCUCACCAAGGAAGGGGAGUGUGUCCGGCUCAACCAGGUCAACGUGGACUUCCACGUGGACACGGCUUCUGACAGCCCGUUCCUCAUCCUACCCCUCACCUUCUACCAUGUGGUGGAUGACUCCAGCCCCUUGCGGGACACGGCCCUGCACAUGGGCGAAGGAGACUUCGAGCUGGUGGUGAUCCUCAGCGGCACGGUGGAGUCGACCAGCGCCACCUGCCAGGUGCGCACCUCCUACCUGCCUGAGGAGAUCCUGUGGGGCUACGAGUUCAGCCCAGUCAUCUCCCUCUCAUCCAGUGGCAAGUACGUGGCCGACUUCAGCCUGUUUGACCAGGUGGUCAAGGUGUCGCCUCUGUGCUGCGUCCACGAGACAGUGCGGUUCGGGGACCCCGAGAAGCUGAAGCUGGAGGAGUCCUUCCGGGAGAAAUCAGAGCGGGAGGGCAGCCCCCUGAGCGUCCGCAUCAGCAACGUCUGAUCCUGCCCACCCCACACUGAGCUCCAAGGAGAAUUGCUUCACCCUUUCUUUUUAGCUGUUUUUUCCCCUGGUCUCUCUCUUUCUUUCUUUCUUUCUUUCUUUCUUUCUUUCUUUCUUUCUUUCCAUGUCUUACAGGGCAACUACAGUGCUCCACUCUUUUUAGGAAUGCACCGGAGGAUGGCAGCUUUAGUUCCCCCGAAAGUGCCACUCCUGUCCUCGCUGGGUCUGGGAGGCCCUGGGCCCAAGGGAGCAGCUGGAAUGCAACUCUUCCAUCCUCCAUGCCAAAGCAUUUUCCAGUCCCUCCUUUUCAGUAGCAUGGUGGUGGCAGCAUGACUGUCUGGGAGCACCAGGGCCCCCUGGGGGACAGCUGGUCACCAGCCAGGAGGACUGCAUCCUCCCGCCACAGAACACAGAUUCUGUAGGGUGUGGGGGGGGUAACUACUCUGCCUUCGAUCUGACCCUGUCCUCACCAUGCAGACUCAAGCCUAAUGCCCAGCUAACCUGCCAGCGAGAGACAGUGCCAGGUGGCCCCAAGAGAAGCUGGCACCACCCUCCCCUGCCCAGGACCUAGGAACAUAGCAAUGGCUACACUGGAUCCAACCAAGGACCCAUCUAACCCAGUAGCCCAUCUCAAACAGUAGCCAGCACCAGCGUCCUCAGAGGCUGAAACUCUGUAGCAAUGGAAUAAGUUGCCCAUGGGGAAGUUUUCCUCCUGAUCCUCCACUGGCCCUGAAGCAGACCGGUGGAUAGCCCCUUCCAAAGCUCUUGAUUGUUUUCUUAGAUCCUUACUCUUCUAACUCUGGAUCUUCUUGUUACACAGAAAAAGGUCCAGUCCUUUUGCAAAUCCUGCUUAGCUUCUGGCCUCUGUGACCCUUGUGGCCAUGAGUUCCACUGGCCCAUUGUGGGAAAAACACAUUUCUGUUUAAAUUUGCUGUGGGGAGCUUUGGGGGGAGGAUUUUGCCAACAGAAACAAUGGAUCUGUGAGACCCUCAAACUGUCUCCAUGGGACUGAAGAGAGGGCAGCAUGAAGCUUUUAAAAGAGAAAUGGUCCCAGUUCAAAACACCUUCUGCCAUCCACAGGCCUUCAUGUGGUCCAUGGUGCUGGUCUAUUUUCCUGGGAUGUUGUGCAUACAGUAUAGGGGCAUGACGGGAGUUUAAUCCCCUUUGCUUGCUUCUCAGCACCAGGGACAGCUGGACCCAGGGCUGGCAGAGCCACACACAGACCUCAGAGCCAGCAAUUAGAGAGACUGCACACUGGGUUUGUGUCCCUGCUGUCAGGCAGCACCAGCAUCCAGUGCUCAUCACCCUGGGUUCCUCUCUCAGACGUCUCUGGGGAUUUUCAUCAUACCUGAAGGAAGCUGCACUUCAACUGGAACCAGGUGCAAUUUUGUAUCAUCAGCUUGGGUUGGCUCUUGUCCACACAAUGGUUAUAACACUGUAACAAAUCUGACUUGGAUUUCACUGCUGUUAUCACCACGCUGCAGGCUUGGGAGCGCAUGGCGGUAGUCGCUCCCAGCCACUGCAGCCUGCGCUCAAGGAGAACCCUCAUCAACUCUUAGCAAUACAGGUCCUGUGAUGGGUGGUCAAGCAGUUCUGAUUUCCUCCAGAAGAGAGCAGAGGUGACAGACCCACCGCCAGUAUGAAUCCCCUGCAUUCAAGCCGGAAACCAGCAAUACCCCAGAGAAGUUAAAACGAAGGUGGGCAUUUACCUCUCCUUUGUACCCGAGCCCCAGGUACAGGCAUGCAGCUUAGACCCAGCCUUACCUCCAUUGUCCCAAACAGACCUGCUGUGAUCUCGUUCUUUAUUACUGUAAAUUACUGACAUCAGAAAUGCUGAAUCCAGAAGCUGAGGCUAUGGGAAACCUGAUUGGUGUUAAAGAAAUGUUUGAUCCCACUUCAUCCCAGGCUCUCUGAUCUGCCGGCUAUCGCAUCCGAUCUCUGUCACAUAUUUCAAGGAUCAGUGGUUCACAGCUGGGUCUUGGAAGUCUGGGAACUGAGCGGGGACAUUAUACACUAACUAAUAUGCAGUAUUGUGUCUGAGUUUAAGGUGCCAUUUGAAAUUGAUUUUGUGCCUGCCACAUGGUCCCUGUAACAGUUUACUCAUGGGUCAGUUUCUUUCAUUUAAGGAUUUUGGAGGGUUUUUUAUUAUAGUUUUAAAAAGAAAAAAACUUCAUAAAAUAUACACUGACAAACAUUCACAAUGGAGAUGCUCUAGAUUGAACAGUAUUUAUAGAUCUUCUAUCUUUUUAAAAGGCAGAGGACUAUUCAGGGAACUACAUGUUGGCUGAAUUGUUCUCUGCUGUGGGAAAACGAAGUGAACAAUGUUUAAUUCUCUGUCUCCCUAGAAACAUAGUAUCAUGUAAAAAUGCAGACAGACUAGUUUAGUUUAUUAACUGGAGUGAUGGUAAUAUCUUCCACAGAGAGUUCUUUUUAAUGAGUAAAGAGUUUAAAAAAAACCAGAAAAACAAAAGCUUAAAAUAUUUACACAGCAGCCAGUAACAGUUCAGAGCUAUUUUGACAUUGCUUUUAAAAUGGCACACAUUGUGCAUUACAGAAUCCCUAGUGGAUAACUCCUACAGAGGCAUUUUCCAAAGCUGAAUAUCAGAGUUGUUCUGCUAUUUCCCUUUGCAAAAUGCCAGCAAAGAUUUGAUCACAUGAUGGAAAUGUCCCACAGAAAACACCACAAUCUGAUAGAUUAUCUCUGGGUUGGUUCAAAAAACCCAAAGGUAGGCUCAGAUUAUCUAUUACAUUCUAAAGAACCCUAUAAUUUCUAUCUCCCCCUGUUCUGUUUCUAGAGCUCAUUGUUGGUUUCAUCCCUACAAAACCAUACAGAAUUUUUCCCAUCAGGGAUAUUAAAGUAGAAUUACUAUGCCUUGAACUAGCUGCCGAUCAGUUUCAGCGCUGAUAUUCCCUGAAUGCAGAAAAAAAUUAUUUGUUUAUAACCAUGUAACUUACAAAUGUCAGUUUCACAUCCAUUCCUAUCCCUUUAGACAGUGAGGAUAAUCAUAACACGACUGAGAUAUUGCCAGGCCAGGGGACUGGAGAAAGCAUCUCCUGAUGGAGAAGGGAGGGCGCUGGAUUGAGAUUAAGGCUACGACUUUGCCAUGCCAAUUUUUAGUUAAUUCCAUGGUGGAGGUGUGGGGAAAAAAACCCAUAGUCAUGGAAAGGUCAUGGUUUAGUUGUGGGAGCAUUGAGAACGAGCCUGGCCCGCACUCACUCCAGAACAGCAGCUCCUGUCCCUUGGGGCAGGGACUGACUCCCCGUUCCGGGCCGUCGCAGGACUACUCAGGUUUGUGCAUCCACCUCUUCACGGAGGCAGACACACCAUAUUUGAGUGGCGGAGUGACCAUGUGGUCCACGUUGCAAUGCCCAGUGCGGGGAGGCAGGCCCACAGGAGCUGCCUCUACGGGGGUCAUGGACCUUAUUAAAUUCACGCCUACCAUGAACACUGUGAUAGGUAUAAAGAGAGACUAAUUUUGGAGGAUGCAGGACAUAUGCAUGGUUCUCUCUGGCUCUUCUCUCUGUCAGCCUAUGUCAGGGUCUCUCUGAAUUCUGGCCUGGGCUAUAAAUAGGCAUGCAUCCGGCGUGCAUCCUCCUGCUGCAAUACUAGCUCACCCUGUAGCAUCAGAGCAGAGCUAUGAUUACAGAUGCUGCUGAACGAUAUAGCUUAAUGUCCAGCUUCAGUCCAGCACAAAGAGCUCUUAUUAUUAUUGUUUUGUAAGCACCUGUAGGCGCCAUCUGCUAGGUGCUGUACCCAUAGUGAGAGACAGUCCCUGCCCCAAGAGCCAUCAAUCUACAUAGACAAAGGGGAAACAGAGAGGAAAAAUGACAGGGUCAAGGUCAUACGUCAAACCAGUAGCAGAGCCAGGGAUAGACAUCAGGUUUCCUGCGGCCCAGGCUGGUACCUUUCCCACUUUAAAUAUCACUGGACGCACUCCCCAUGGUGCUGCUUUCCAGCAGCCCUGCGCCUGCCCCUGCUUCGGGAGGCGGGAGCUUUGCCAUAUGCUGCAGCGGGUAGCCCAGAAUUCAGGCACAUUCCACACACAAUUAACUGCUCUGAAGACAGUGCCAUGGGCUCCUAUGAGGUGGAGCCAGCACCCCACUUGGGAGCAAAGGUUUCUAUU
This is a messenger RNA of Dermochelys coriacea (leatherback sea turtle), 6038 nucleotides long. It is a transcript of the gene KCNJ10, whose product is annotated as potassium inwardly rectifying channel subfamily J member 10. Gene Ontology annotation, cellular component: plasma membrane. Lineage: Eukaryota; Metazoa; Chordata; Testudines; Dermochelyidae. Gene Ontology annotation, biological process: regulation of monoatomic ion transmembrane transport; potassium ion import across plasma membrane. The transcript is spliced from 3 exons. Bases 775 to 1914 code for a protein of 379 amino acids. Gene Ontology annotation, molecular function: inward rectifier potassium channel activity. The record is from RefSeq and is a predicted model, not a curated record.